Musca vetustissima is the source of this 1235-nucleotide messenger RNA. It is a transcript of the gene dpp, whose product is annotated as protein decapentaplegic. Gene Ontology annotation, biological process: SMAD protein signal transduction; BMP signaling pathway. Bases 30 to 1235 code for a protein of 401 amino acids. Lineage: Eukaryota; Metazoa; Arthropoda; Insecta; Diptera; Muscidae. The transcript is spliced from 2 exons. Gene Ontology annotation, cellular component: extracellular region. Gene Ontology annotation, molecular function: growth factor activity; cytokine activity. The record is from RefSeq and is a predicted model, not a curated record.
CAUCAACCUCGACGCCACCACCAACACCCAUGGAUGUUGAUGUCCUGGCCGAAGACGAUGAACCCCAAGUGGAUGCUGUCAUACCCGAAGAUGGUCCACGUACCUAUAGUAAUAACGAUGUGAUCGGCGACAAAUUGAAGCCGGAUCCCUCAACUCUAGUCGAAAUUGAAAAUAGUUUAUUAUCACUGUUCAAUAUGAAACGGCCGCCAAAAAUCGAUCGUUCCAAAAUUGUCAUACCGGAGGCCAUGAAACAAUUGUAUGCCCAAAUAAUGGGUCAUGAAUUGAAUUCUGUAAAUAUACCAAAACCUGGUUUGCUGACCAAGUCGGCAAAUACUGUACGAAGUUUUACGCAUCAAGAUAGUAAAAUCGACGAUCGGUUUCCUCACCAUCAUCGGUUUCGUUUACAUUUCGACGUACGCAGCAUACCCUCGGAGGAGAAGCUGAAGGCGGCCGAAUUGCAGCUGACACGUGACGCCAUCAGCCAUGCCACACUAAAUCCCCGCCUGGCCAAUCGCACCCGCUAUCAAGUGUUGGUCUAUGACAUAACACGGGUGGGUGUACGCGGCAAGCGGGAACCCAGCUAUUUGCUGUUGGACAACAAGACAAUACGUCUGAAUAGCACCGAUACCGUGAGUCUGGAUGUGCAACCUGCUGUUGAUCGGUGGCUGGCUUCACCGAAAAAGAAUUUCGGUCUACUGGUGGAGGUGCGAACAUCACGCUCUCUGAAACCGGCACCGCAUCAUCAUGUACGAUUGCGCCGCAGUGCGGACGAGGAACAUGAUGCGUGGCAGCGCAAACAACCCCUGCUCUUUACGUACACGGACGAUGGACGGCAUAAAUCGCGUUCCAUACGCGAUGUUAGCAAUCGGUCGAAACGGGCCGGUCACAGUCGUCGGCCGCAUCGCCGAAAGAACAACGAGGAAAUAUGUCGGCGUCACUCUCUCUAUGUGGAUUUCACCGAUGUGGGUUGGAGCGAUUGGAUUGUGGCCCCGCCCGGCUAUGAUGCCUUCUACUGCCAUGGCAAGUGUCCAUUUCCGCUAGCGGAUCAUUUGAAUUCAACGAAUCAUGCAGUGGUCCAGAGUAUGGUGAACAGCAUCAAUCCAGGCAAAGUACCAAAGGCUUGCUGUGUCCCAACACAGUUGGAGGGCAUAUCGAUGCUCUAUCUAAAUGACCAAAGUACAGUUGUGCUCAAGAACUAUCAGGAUAUGACAGUGGUGGGUUGUGGGUGUCGGUAA